GAAGCUGUUGAUCCUCUCAAAGACACUAGAUUUGGAGAAUUAUUCUCAAAUCCAGAUUUUGAAAUUGACAAAAAUUCUAUUGAAUACAAAUUAUUACAUCCUACUUUAACUUCUAAAUUUGCUCAAGAAAGUGGAAAUUCUAAAACUUCCGAAUCUUCUGAAACCGAUAGUGAUGAAG
Dentiscutata erythropus is the source of this 178-nucleotide messenger RNA. NCBI's taxonomy places the organism in Eukaryota, Fungi, Glomeromycota, Glomeromycetes, Diversisporales, Gigasporaceae. The record is from the annotation of a GenBank genome assembly.